Messenger RNA from Girardinichthys multiradiatus, 1814 nucleotides. It is a transcript of the gene scamp3, whose product is annotated as secretory carrier membrane protein 3. The transcript is spliced from 9 exons. The record is from RefSeq and is a predicted model, not a curated record. Bases 316 to 1329 code for a protein of 337 amino acids. NCBI's taxonomy places the organism in Eukaryota, Metazoa, Chordata, Actinopteri, Cyprinodontiformes, Goodeidae. Gene Ontology annotation, biological process: protein transport. Gene Ontology annotation, cellular component: recycling endosome membrane; trans-Golgi network membrane.
CUGGUUACUUGUUUUCCUGUAGCAGAACAUAUCUGAUUUCCUCUGCUCUUCCUUGAUUUCACGACACUGUUAACUUAGACGUUAGCAGCUUUUCCAGCCGCUAGCCUUUAGUCUAACGUUUUGUAAACGACUUAAAGAUGAGCAACAAGCCUCCGUCUUAGCUGGAUAGAGCCGCAACAUCCGCCUUUAUCGACAAGAAACAGAAACUAAAACCCCGUUAGGUCUGCUUGUUAGCAUUAGCUUAGCUUCUGUUUUUAUUUUCCCAACGUUUACAUCAACUGUAGGCUGUGGCUCUGUGACGUUAGCUACACCGACAUGUCGAAGUACACCAGCUUCCCAGAACCGGCGGAAGACCAGAACCCUUUCCAGGAUCCGACUGUGACUCAGCAUAGUAGCAACACAGAAUAUGCUACACUGGACCUUUACAAUCCGUUUGAUAAACCAGCUGGGCCUCCACCGCCAUAUGAAGCCUCAUCUCCGUCUGCACCUGCAGCAGCAGAGACGCCAUCAAGCGCAACAACACCCACUGAGCCUCGCAACUACGGCUCCUAUAACUCCCAGCCUGCAGUGAACGCCACCACAGCAGAGCUCCUGAGGAAGCAGGAGGAACUCGAGAGGAAAGCCCAGGAGUUGGAGAGGAGGGAGCGAGAGCUGCAGUCGCACAGCCUCGGACCUGGAGCCACUCGUCAGAAUAAUUGGCCCCCACUGCCUUCUUUCUGUCCUGUUGGGCCCUGCUUCUACCAAGACAUCAAUUUGGAGAUCAGCCAGCGCUUCCAGCGUACUGUCACCAUCAUGUACUACUUCUGGAUGUUCUCUGCGUUCACCUUUCUCUUCAACCUGAUCUCUUCCCUGGCUAUGUUCUGUGUGGACACCGGUACCGGUUCUGGUUUUGGCCUCUCCAUUCUCUGGGCCCUCCUCUUCACUCCCUGCUCCUUCUUGUGUUGGUAUCGACCUGUGUAUAAAGCCUUCAGGAGUGACAGCUCCUUCAACUUCUUUAUCUUCUUCUUUAUCUUCUUUGCUCAAGACUGCGUUUUUGUCAUCAUGACGAUUGGAAUCCCUGGAUCAGGAUUCAGCGGAUGGAUUGUGAGCUUAGCUGUUCUGGCUAAAAGCCCUGCCGUUGGUGCGAUCAUGAUUAUGAACGCCAUCCUCUUCACUGCCCAGACCGCCAUGGGGGUUUUCCUGUUGAAGAAGAUCCACAGUAUGUACAGGCAAACCGAUGCCAGCUUCCAGAAGGCUCAGGCAGAGUUCGCCACCGAAGUCAUGUCCAAUCAGGCCGUACGCCAAGCAGCUGCCAAUGCUGCCCAGGGGGCCUUCACUGCACCUCGAUAGGAGAACAGAAAGUAAAACUUCAGAAGUCAUGCAUGGGUUUUCUGAUUUUGAAAGUGUACAGGAUGAGCUGCAUCCAUUGCCAAACUAAAGUAACCAAGUAACCAAAAAGUAAAGGUUCAAAUGGUGUAAAGAAUAAAAACAAUGCUUUCAAAGUGUCAGUAGAUACAGAAAGCCAUGCUGUCACCCCAGACUGUUUACCCAGCUUGUUUAAAUAACUAAAUUAAUGUUUGUAGAAAAAAAUGCUGCAACUUUUACAUUUAUAUCCACAAACAGCUCAUCCUAAGACAGUUUUUUGUUUUGCUUGAGUGUUAAAUAACAAACAUUUUUGCUGUUACAAAUAAGAAUACAAAUUAUCUGUAUUGCCAAAUCUUAUACUGUAAGGACUAUACUUGUAAUAUACUUACACCAUACUAUGGUGGUGUUUUCUUUUCCAGUAUCUGUGACUGUUUUGUUGAAGCUUAAUGUGAUUAAAUUAUAGCAAACAA